Messenger RNA from Chaetomium globosum CBS 148.51, 2340 nucleotides. RefSeq lists its product as uncharacterized. The record is from RefSeq and is a predicted model, not a curated record. Bases 1 to 2340 code for a protein of 779 amino acids. NCBI's taxonomy places the organism in Eukaryota, Fungi, Ascomycota, Sordariomycetes, Sordariales, Chaetomiaceae. The transcript has 3 exons.
AUGGCCGUGUCGAGCUUUGGUGAUUCAACCGCUCAGCCUCCCACACCCAAACGAACCCCGAGAUCUACCAUAUUGCCGAGUCCUGAUCUGGAAACGCCCAAGCACGGCCAGGGACGCUUCGACGAGUCGAGCGGGUGGACACCUCGUUUUGCCGAGGAAUACUCCGUCUUCAACGCGACCCCGGGAAAUCUGAGAGGCUCUCGGAUACCCUUCCCCGACUUUGGUCCUUCCACCCCAUAUCUCGGCGGCCCGGGUCAGAAGCGGUCCUUGUCCAUCGACGGAAUCGGUCUGGGAGUCGCCGUCCAUGGGAACGAGCUCUCGCCGAACCCCAGCCUAUCGUUGCCCCCUGUCGAGCCGUCCAAAGUCCUGCGCUCAUCCCCGGUCCCGCCACCAACCCCAACGUUCGAUCGCCCAGAAGCCGCCGGCCAAAUCGGGGGAUCCGUCGACCGGUCUGUGAAGAAAGCCCGGCGUGGGACGAUUGUCACGGAAUCACCUGGGCAGACAGCGACCCCUCCUCCCUCAGCGCGCAAGGGUGAGCGUAAGCUUGCGCCCAAGCUCGACACCAUUGCCAUGCAAAAUGACCAGGACUAUAACCAGCAGGCGCAUUUUAUGGCGUCUGCCCAGCAGCAGGGCAUGGGUGGCUUUGUGACGUCGCAAGGUGACAUGUUCGGUUACCCUCUGUCGGCUCCGGCCGUGCCGUAUGGUGCUCAGCGAUCUUUCUGGGAUACAGACCCUAACCUUGCCGGGAUGGAUAUCGACUUUGGCGCGAACGGCACAGGCGCCUUCCAACCCCCGACGCCUCAUCAAGGGACGGGGCCCGUGGACUGGGCAGGCGCCAACCAACUGUUGCAGGGGCAAGGUGGCCUGGAUGGACAUGGGGAUGCGUCUGCCGGUGCCCAUCAGGCCGGCCUUGGUUCUCAGCCGCCCAUGUCGAUGCUAGUGACUUCGUCUGCGGACCAUUCCAUGUUCGCGGCCAGCUAUCCCACUCCUAUCGAUGACCCCUUCGGGAUGACUGACGCAGGCGGUGCCGUGAACCCGGGACUCUUGUUCAGCCGGCCCCAGUCGGCGAGCAUGGACAACCCCUCCUUCAGCCAGCCCGUGCCGGUGCCGAAUCAGAACCCAGCGAUGGCUCACGGCGGCCAGGUGACCAGUCGAGGGCCGUCGGCGUCAAAAACGGCUGGACGGGCUGAGUUGCGUCGCUCGGCUAGCGCGAAGGAUCCGAUUCCACGAAAACAGGAUCGGGCUUUGGCGAGCUCUCCGAUCAAGGAGACGGGCCGUCCCGGGCUCUCUCGGAGCGUAAGCGAAAACAGGGGGAAGAAGACGGCGAGCCGGCCAUCUCUGCCUCCGCUCGCGCCCCGGCCGCGGUCUCAGCUGGUGAGCAAUGCAGGCGUCAAUGCCAAUAAGCCCGUCAUCUUGCAACCCCAGCGACCGAGUGGGAGGUCGUCGCCGUCCAAAAGUAGUCAUCAUCACCACCGGCUGUCGAGUCUGUCCUCGAUACCGGAGGCGACUGGCCCGGAGAUGAGAACGCAGGCGACCUUCAUGAUUGAUGCCAAUGGCCGUGCACGUGUAGAGACGACGGUGGUGGUGGUGGACGAGCCUUCCCCGUCAGCCUCUAAACGGCACAGUUCGUAUUCUGUAACCAGUCGGCAGCAGUGGAAUUCGUCCGAUGACGAUGACUCGUCGUCGACGGAUGACGAACCCAUCAUUAUUCCGAGCAGGAAUACGUCAUUUGCGCUCCCGGACCCUCGCAAGCCAACGACGAUUCAUCCCUUCCACGACUCGCAACGAAGCAUAAGCGAACGUAGCACAACGUCAUACACUAGUUUUCAUGGGGGAUCCCAGGACGCGGGUGAUAGUGACGGGGAGACGGUGGUGAAUGAUUUGACACCGACGCACAAAGCUUCGGGGGACGCGCUCAGCGAGCUACGGAAGCUACGCGAAACGCGGCAGAAGCAAUCCAGCUCAAAACCAAAGCGCAUUACCUCGAGUCGUUAUCCCAGCCAUCCCUCCACGUCGCCGACGACCAUGAGCGAGUCCAGCCUACCCACGCCGACGAACGACACAAGGAAUCGUGGCGUCCGUUGUGUUUGCAACAGGGCCGAAGCCGGCCGAGACGAUUUGCUAAUCCAAUGUGAAUCAUGUGAGAUGUACGUGCAUGGCCAAUGCGUCAGCAUCACACACCGGACGCUCCCGUCCAUCUAUAUUUGUGCAUUUUGUGCCAACACGCCCAACCUGCGAGGCGGAAGACUGCGAGACAACGGGCGGGCGCCGGGGGCAACGGGGCCUCCGGGGUCAGUAACGUCGCCACUCGCGCACAAGUCCCUGAAGUCUUUCCGGUGA